AUGCAACAUCCCAACCUACCGCCUCAACUGACCAUCCAACCGCAGCAGUUGCUGUACAACAAUGCUCCCCAAAAUGGCUCGCCCUAUCAAUAUAACAAGCCUAUGGCCUAUCCCCAGGUCAUGAUCCCGACAUAUCCUACCUAUGUACAGUCAUAUAACCAACAACCGCAACCCCACACGCAACCGCAACCGCAACUGCAAUCGCAUCCCCAGCAUCAGCAUCCACAUCCGCCUCAACCUCAACCGCCGCCCCCGCCGCAACAACAGCAACCGCAACAGCAAUAUGUCAACCCAUCCGAUCUGUUUCACCAACCCCCGAUGCCUUCGUUGCCUCCCUCGCGAUUCACCCAAGGGACGUCUCAAUAUGCUGGGCAAUCCGCCGUGUCUGCUGCGGGCAGCAGUCAUUCACCAGCCCUCCCUACGAGUACCCCUACCCCGUCGACCUACUAUGCCGCUCCUAGCCCGAACCAGGCAAACCAAGGCUAUAGAGAGACUCCCCAACCUGUACCGCAGCCGACCCCGCAGCCAGCGCCGAAGACGACGCCGAAGCCUGUCCAGCCUCGACCGGUCGCUGCAACUCCCCCAGCACCAUCACCGAAGAGCAUUCCCCAAGUGUUGAUUCCGGCGCCCUCGCCCGAAGUGCAUCAGAAGGUGCAGCGGAACCCUUCAAAGGAGCAAACACAGCGCAAGCACAGCCAGCGGUCCCCGCAGAAGCCCGCCAAGACGCCCGUCGAUUACCAGGUGCUGCUGUUGGCAAUGGCCGACGAAUAUCUUAACGCGGCCCACAGCCAGGGGACGAUGAUUGCCUUAAUGAGGAGGGAGAUGGAAGUUGAAGAAUACUACAAGCUUGUUGCGACGGGACUUGGUUGCCUGGAGGCUGUGUUGAAGAAUUGGCGACUUCAACCCCGGAUGGAGGCCCUUGUACGAUUGCGAUAUGCGCGUAUAUUGUUCGAGGAGACUGAGAACGAUUUCGAAGCGGAGACUGCCCUGAGUAAAGGCAAUCGCAUGUUGGACUUGAAAUAUAGCAUGCAACAUCUCUUAGCGCGGAUGCUUCAUAAGACAAAUCCCAAAGCCUCGAUGAAGGCCGUUGACGGAAUGAUCCAGGAUGUCGAAGCAUAUCGUCAUUCCGCCUGGGAGUACGCAUUUCGAUUUCUUCGUGUUUCCCUCUCACUAUCUGCGCCAGCCCACCAGGACUCGGUUUCCGCAUUGCAACACCUCCAUAAAAUCUCCACCAUGGCCAAUCGCAAUGGCGACAAAGCUGUUUCGGCCAUGUCCGCCGUGAUUGAAGCUCUUGCCCAUCUACAGCAGGGGACCACUUUUGAUUCAAUUGAGCAGGCGCAGCGCGCGGUGGCUAUCGCUCGCAGUCAUCAGUUGAAUGACGAGCUGCGCAACAUCCCGCAGCUGACUACCCUGGUGCAGAUGGUCGACAUUUGCUGCAGCCUUCUCGAGUAUGACAUUAAUCAGUCUUCACAAAAAUUAAAGGUCCUGCAAGACAUGAUGGACGAGCGGCUCAAUGAUCCGAAUUGGCGCCCUGAUGGGUCCUUUUCCAUCCCUCUCAAUGGCAAGUCGGCUGGACCGUCCUCCAUUGACACCGGGGAUAUUCUCCAGGUCCAGAAUGGCACCCUGUUGCUGAGCUUCAACUGGCUACCACAGCACGACUUGUAUGCCCUUUGCUAUUUCCUCAGCUCCGUUACACUUUGCUGUAAGAACUCUUAUGACGGCCGCAAGGCUGAAAAGUUCCUGCAAGAAGGGAUACGCAUGAUACAAGGAAGCUUCAAAGCUCCCCACGAAAUAACAGAGUCCAUGAUCACCGCAAAUAGGCGCGUGGAGUGGCGCAGGGUCCUUUAUUGUAACUUACUCCUUCAGCAAGUGUUCCUUGCGUGUGGCCGCACCGACUGGGAUCUAGCUAGCAAAACGCUGAAUGACCUCCGACAAGAGGCCCAGGAACUGGGUGACAGUCUUCCCGAUUCCAUUCAGUGCCUGAUGGAGUAUGCAGCGGGCACCAUCGCUCAAGCCACCGGCGAUCUGACUACAGCUUUGAAUGCUUUCCAGUCCCCAGCCCUGUCACUGUCCUCUUCGACGAGUAAGACUGCUCGUAACGACCCUCGCCGUGACAUUGCUAUCCUCGCUGCGCUGAACACUGUACUCCUUCUGCGGGAUCCCACCCAUCCUUCUCACUCUCAGCUCCACCAACUGCUGGCGACAAUCGAGUCUCUUUGCAAGGGCAGUCCCAACAAGUAUAUACAAGCGGCGUACUUUUUCGUCUGUGCCACCGUGCAGACAGAGUCUACAAUUCAAACGAAACAGUUUCUCCAGCAGGCGCUCCAGUCUGCCACGGCGAUCAGCAACAGCCAGAUCACCUGCAUGACUUUGACAUUCAUGAGCUGGAAGUACUUUCGCGGGGUGGUCGGCGAACAGGCCGAGAAAAGUGCCCGCGCCGGACGCGCCAUGGCCAAGAAAGCCAACGACCGCCUCUGGGUCAGUGUUACGGACGAGAUGCUGGCGGAGACGCUGGAACGUCAGGGAAAGAAUGAGGAGGCCACGGGUGUCCGCGAGGAGGGCCAUCGUGUGAUGAAUGGGCUGCCGGAGGCGCUAAAGCGAGCCUGUUGA
Aspergillus terreus NIH2624 is the source of this 2610-nucleotide messenger RNA. RefSeq lists its product as uncharacterized. The transcript has 5 exons. Gene Ontology annotation, molecular function: double-stranded DNA binding. Lineage: Eukaryota; Fungi; Ascomycota; Eurotiomycetes; Eurotiales; Aspergillaceae. Gene Ontology annotation, biological process: maintenance of mitotic sister chromatid cohesion; mitotic sister chromatid cohesion. Bases 1 to 2610 code for a protein of 869 amino acids. The record is from RefSeq and is a predicted model, not a curated record. Gene Ontology annotation, cellular component: chromatin; SMC loading complex.